AAUAUUCCACUUCUGGAAAAAGGUUGUAGUAACCUGCGCAAGCAAAUCGAAAAUGCCAGAAUUUUUGGUGUUCCAGUAGUGGUGGCAGUCAAUGCAUUCAAAUCAGAUACAGAGGCAGAACUACAGCUGGUCAUCCGGAUGGCUAAGGAAGCUGGUGCUUUGGAUGCUGUCAAAUGCACCCACUGGGCUGAUGGGGGUAAAGGAGCUGUGGCAUUAGCAGAAGCCGUGCAGAGGGCAUCACAGGCCCCAAGCCAUUUCCAGUUCUUGUACAAUGUGGAGCUGCCAGUUGUAGAGAAGAUCAGAAUUAUUGCACAGAAGAUCUAUGGAGCAAAUGACAUUGAACUGCUGCCAGAAGCCCAGUUUAAAAUCAUUCAAUAUACCAAACAGGGAUUUGGAAACCUGCCCAUCUGCAUGGCUAAAACCCAUUUGUCAUUGUCUCAUGACCCAGAGCUGAAAGGAGUGCCCACCGGAUUCAUCUUACCCAUAAGAGAUAUCCGAGCCAGCGUGGGUGCAGGAUUCCUUUAUCCCUUAGUAGGAACAAUGAGCACAAUGCCAGGACUUCCUACCAGGCCUUGUUUCUAUGACAUUGAUCUGGAUCCUGUGACUGGACAAGUAAAUGGACUAUUCUAAGACAAAUCAACAACCAAAAAUAUUGGGGAAACUUAUUUUGACAAAAGUUGAAUAAGCUCUCCAUGGUUCCUAGAAGUCUUUGGAAACAAUUUAAACUUUUUUAAAAAACACAUCUUAAUACUGUAAUUUUAAACCGUGGUAUGCUUUUUAGUUGUGGCAAAUGAAAGUCUAUAUUUUUAACAAUGGCACAUUUUUAAAGAAGUUCACCUGUAUUCCUUAUUAAAAAAAUAUGGCUUUUACCUCGGAUUCAACCUGAUUAAAUAAAAUUUAAUAAUGAAUCAUA
This is a messenger RNA of Thamnophis sirtalis, 913 nucleotides long. The record is from RefSeq and is a predicted model, not a curated record. Lineage: Eukaryota; Metazoa; Chordata; Lepidosauria; Squamata; Natricidae.